AUGGCAGACCGAGAGGAUAAUGUUACAAUUCCUGAGUUGAACUCCCUUCUCCAAAUGGAUCCCUACCUCAAACCCUACGAGAAGGACUUCAAGCGGAGGUAUGGGCUGCUGCAGAAGCAGCUCUUCCUGCUCGAAGAGGCGGAGGGAGGCUUCGACCAGUUCACGCGCAGCUACAGGACCUUCGGGGUGCAGCGACAGCCUGACAACAGCCUGUUCUUUCAAGAGUGGGCUCCGGCUGCUGAGGCCCUCUUCCUCACCGGUGACUUCAACGGCUGGGACAAAUUCGCCCACCCUUACACCAAGAAAGAUUAUGGCAAGUGGGAGCUGACUCUGCCACCCAAACAUGACAGAUCUCCAGCCGUGGAUCAUAACAGCAAACUGAAGGUGGUAGUUCACACCAAAGAGGGGGAGCGCUUUUACCGAAUCUCACCCUGGGCAAAAUAUGUGACCAGGGAGGAGAAAUCUGUCAUCUAUGACUGGGUUCACUGGGAUCCUCCUCAACCUUACAUUCACGUCCAUCCUCGUCCAAAGAAGCCCAAGAGCUUGCGAAUCUACGAGUCUCACGUGGGCAUCGCCUCACCUGAGGGGAAGAUUGCAUCAUACACCAACUUCACAACCAAUGUGCUGCCUCGUAUAAAAGACCUGGGUUACAACUGUAUUCAGCUGAUGGCCAUCAUGGAGCAUGCCUACUACGCUAGUUUUGGAUAUCAGAUUACAAGUUUCUUCGCUGCUUCCAGCCGCUACGGCACCCCAGACGAGCUGAAGCAGCUGAUCGAUGUGGCUCACUCCAUGGGCAUCAUGGUGCUGCUGGACGUGGUCCACAGCCACGCCUCCAAAAACACAGAGGACGGCCUCAACCAGUUCGAUGGCUCUGACUCAUGCUUCUUCCACGCUCCGCCCAGAGGGGAGCACAGCCUGUGGGGCAGCCGCCUCUUCAACUACUCCAGCUGGGAAGUGCUCCGCUUCCUGUUGUCAAACCUGCGCUGGUGGAUGGAGGAGUAUCGUUUUGAUGGUUUCAGGUUUGAUGGAGUGACCUCCAUGCUGUAUCACCACCAUGGCAUCGGCUCAGGCUUCUCAGGGGACUACAGCGAGUACUUUGGCCUACAGGUGGACGAGGAGUCUUUGGUUUACCUGAUGCUUGCCAAUCACAUUUUACACACCCUUUAUCCUGACUGCAUCACCAUCGCAGAGGAUGUGUCAGGGAUGCCUGCACUCUGCAGAGGAGUGGCAGAGGGAGGACUUGGUUUUGAUUACCGUCUGGCUAUGGCCAUUCCAGAUAAGUGGAUCCAGAUCCUGAAGGAGUUUAAGGAUGAGGACUGGAACAUAGGCAAUAUCAUCCACACGCUGACCAACAGGCGCUACGGAGAGAACUGCAUCGCCUACGCGGAGAGUCACGACCAGGCUCUGGUCGGUGACAAGACUCUGGCCUUCUGGCUGAUGGACAAGGAAAUGUACACCAACAUGAGCUCCCUGAUUCCCAUGACACCCAUCAUCGACCGCGGCAUCCAGCUGCACAAGAUGAUCCGCCUCCUCACUCACGGCCUGGGUGGAGAGGGCUACCUCAACUUCAUGGGGAAUGAGUUUGGCCAUCCAGAGUGGCUCGAUUUCCCCAGAGAGGGGAACAAUCAGAGUUACCACUAUGCCCGGCGGCAGUUUAACCUAGUGGACAUGGAUCACCUCCGCUACUGUCAGCUCUACGCCUUUGACCGGGACAUGAACCGCACCGAGGACAAGUAUGGCUGGCUGGCUGCCCCACCGGCCUAUGUCAGCGCCAAGCAUGAAGAGGACAAGGUCAUUGUGUUUGACAGGGCAAAUGUUCUUUUUAUCUUCAACUUCCAUCCCACUAAGAGCUUCCAGGACUACAGGGUGGCUGUAGAGGCUGCAGGAAAAUACAGAAUCAAGUUGGACUCGGAUGAGGCGCAGUAUGGGGGUCACGGACGGCUGGAGCACAACACCGAGUUCUUCACGGAACCGCAGCCCUUCCACGGUCGCUCCCACUCCAUGAAGGUCUACAUCCCCUGCAGAACAGCUAUUGUCCUGGCCAACGAGGAGAUAGAUUACUGUUAUUAGGGCGCCGACCGUCUCCACAGAGACCAGGAUCGGGAAUGGAUUCCAACCUCAGCCUGAGUGUUAACAAUCACAUUCAUCUUUAAGUGUCAACCUUGCACAUCAACCAAACCCACUUUUUUUGUGUUUGAGUCUUUCCCUAAGUGAAAAAACAUUGUGAGCUUCUGUGUGUUUUCAAACACCAUCUGCACCCGUAGAUGCCGUGUAACCCCAUUCAGUGCAGAUUGGUCCAUUUGGGAAGAGUCCAACCUCGCCAGCAGCUAGAUGCUAAAACUCAAAACCCUGCCGAGUCCAUCCACCACUAGCCAGUGGCCAUUUAUAGGCUCUGUUGAAUUUGGCGUGUGAUCUGAAACACAUGACUGGUAAUUGUGGCAGAGGGAAGAGACACAACAACCACAUGUUUCCGCCGAUUCUCAUAUGAUAAGGCUUAGAGAAAAGAAUGAAUCUUGCAGCGUUAUUUAUGUUGAAAUACAUUUUAAUUUUAAAUUUUAUGAGUGAUUUUUGUAUUUAAGUUCUUCUAAUACUGUGGUGUCUAAGACACCAAAGGAGGUACCGCACCACCAGCACUGCACUUGAAAAUCAAUACGUCCAGGUAUUUAAUGGCUUGCACACCAUCAUUAUAAAAUCAUGUUGUGGGAUAUAUUAAGUAUACACAUUGUAAUUUGCACAAAGUAAUAACCUGCUUUGAAUUGUUAUACUGUAAUGGGUAUCUAAUACAGUUGUGGUGUAAUAUUUGAAUUUAUGCAGCUACCGGGAACAUUUAUGUAGUUAUUCAUGGCCCACUUAUUAAGCCAGUGAUUUGCAGCUAAAGCAAUGUGAUAAAAUCACCUAAUUUGGAUUGUUCACCGUGUGUUGCAUAUGCACAGUACACUAGUAGCAAUUUUGGCUGAGUGACACAGAUGAUGAGACUGAACGGCACAGAUGAGCAGUCCUUUUUUCAAUCUGGUCUUUAUUGUCUUCAUUCCUCUGUGCAAAAAGUAUCGUGUAGCUUUCUCAUAGUGUAGGUCGCACUAUAAUAGUUUGCACAGCCCAAAAAAAAAAAAAAAAAAAAAAAAAAAAAGUGCCAUGAAGUUCACUAACAGAAGUUAAUCGUUGGAGGGUUUUAGACACAUUAGUCUGUCUGUGAGGAGAUAGUCUCCAGAAGUCGAAUGAAUCUCUGCCUUUUUACGAGCACAACCGUCACAACUGAUCAUUUCAUGUUAUCCAUAUUCAGAGAAGUAUGACUCACAUAUACCAUGUUCAUUAGGCGACAUUCCCCUGGGUUUACUGUAACUGGCUGUGCUCUCUGGAGAGACAGAUAUAGCUGAAAUUCACACAGCCGUCAUCGAACAACCUGUGCCUCUUUCAGUUAUCUUUGACUCAGUGACUUUUGUCACAAAAAACACAUACACACACACACACACACACACGCAACUCUCAUGAUCACUCAUCUAAUCUUGACUGAACAGAUUCAAAAUUACAGCUGCUUUGCUUUCCCAAUUUUACCCAAAUUGUUUUGUGAGAAGGUUAUUGAGUAGCUAAAAUAAAAAAAAAAUAAAAAAUAAAAAAAGAGAGAGAGCCAAAUGACUACCUAGGAUUAUCAGGUAGCAUUGGGUUAUGGUUACUAUUUUACGACUGCUAAGCUCACUCAGGCAAAAUGUACGGGUCAUUAAAAUGGUAUUUUAUAUGACUUUGGUUUCAUGUUUUUUCAGGUGAUGUUUUGCAAAUGACUGUGGUGGUGGGAGAGAAAAAAUGCAAUCUGUUUCAAGCCUUGACGCCUCUUGGUUUCCAUCCUUAAUCUAAAAACCCUUGUUGCAACAUAAAAUGGAAGUGCCAUUGUUCACUGUUGCUAUUGGAAAAGGUUCAGUAUUCUGCACACGUUUUUAUCAAAGUAAUGUUGCUCUAAGUGAAAGACAAGAGCUGAUUUUGGGCGUCUCACAUAAAAACUAAUACCUUGAUUUACUGCCAAGGAUGCUGUAAUUUUGUGAUCUAAACCUAUCUGCAUUAGCGCAGAUUCUCAGCUAUUUAAACCGGUGUAUUGUAGCAUAUGGCAGGUUUUGAUCUGCCUUCCCUGCAGCUGAAGAAAAAUGCAUUUAUAUUCAGCACCAUCCUCCCGUGUUUAGCCAAAAGUAUCGUGAGCACGUCAUUUCUUUUUGUAUAACACCGAAGCAUUCAAAAAUGCCUUUUUCCACCUCUCGAAAAAGCAUAGAGAGGAUCACUCUGCAUAAAUUUCAAGUAAGCCCAGUUGUGAGACUGAAGUGGAGUGUUUAAUCAUCCCUCUCAUCUGACCCAAUGUCAUUGUCAUUUUACCACUGCCAAAAUGAAUUGUCUGAAUUUAUUCUCAAAAGUAAAAUUGAUGUCUGAUACACAGUAA
Messenger RNA from Myripristis murdjan (pinecone soldierfish), 4420 nucleotides. Its product is annotated as 1,4-alpha-glucan-branching enzyme-like. The coding region runs from base 1 to 2070 and encodes 689 amino acids. Gene Ontology annotation, cellular component: cytoplasm. The transcript is spliced from 16 exons. Gene Ontology annotation, molecular function: 1,4-alpha-glucan branching enzyme activity; cation binding; hydrolase activity, hydrolyzing O-glycosyl compounds. NCBI's taxonomy places the organism in Eukaryota, Metazoa, Chordata, Actinopteri, Holocentriformes, Holocentridae. Gene Ontology annotation, biological process: glycogen biosynthetic process. The record is from RefSeq and is a predicted model, not a curated record.